Messenger RNA from Drosophila innubila, 1360 nucleotides. Its product is annotated as probable splicing factor 3A subunit 1. The record is from RefSeq and is a predicted model, not a curated record. The transcript is spliced from 3 exons. Lineage: Eukaryota; Metazoa; Arthropoda; Insecta; Diptera; Drosophilidae. Bases 44 to 1036 code for a protein of 330 amino acids.
AUUCGAAAAGCGAGUGAGUCCCCGACGCAAUUCCAAGCCAGAAAUGUUAUCAAACAUGUGGCAGCAAGGCGCCCAGUCGCUGACACUAAUCCUCCUGCUGUCCGUGAUUUGUGCUCGAUGUGCCACGCCAAUGCCAACAACAAUGCCACAGGAACAGGAGCUGACGACCACCGAAAUGGUGCUUGAGAAGGAGUCGCAUCCGGAGUCGAAGCGCAUUGACUGUAAAUUGACUUUCGAUGCAACAAUGGGCUCGUUAGAGCAACAGAAACUGCUGCAGGCGAAUGGUUGCAACGUGCCGCACACCAGCAACACUAAUAAGCCAACGGAUGUGGAGCAGCAGCAGGUGGAGGAGGCUGUCCUGAGACACUCGAUGUCUGGUGGCAGCAGUCAGCCGCUCUAUGAAUUACAAUUGGUUGUUUGGCCGGCUGAUAUUGAGGACGUGGCAGUCACCACAACUCCCAGAACAACAACAACAACACUACCAACAACACCACCAACAACAACACCACCAACAACAACAACAACAGCAAGAACAACCACAAGCGAAGCGACAACACAAACACCUUCAGAAUUCCCUUUGUAUGAGGAUCAAUUGGUCGUAUUUCCGCAAAUGGAUUUUCAAGAGGAAAAUUUUGAUUAUUUCUUUGAUGAGCUGGAAACAGCGGCAACGUCGACAACAACCAGGCCGAGACCCACAACGUCAGCGCAGCCAUCACAGCCAGUAUAUGUGGUGGAGAACUACCGCAAGAAGCAUCCGAAUGGCACCGAGGAGCAUAAAUUGAUACUCAGUAAUGGCCUGGUCAACUAUAUGAAGCUCUACGGGAAGCGUGUGGACAAUAAAUUGAUCAAUGUGCAGGAGGGCUACAGUUCGGUGCCCGUCGCUGGAGUUGUCCCUCAGAUCCAGACCCUUCACUAUAUAGCCGAUGAGCGUGGAUAUAAUAUCUACAAAAUUGAGCGAAGUCCUUUGCCGUCACUGUUGCCCAAUCGAGUCCAUCACAAAGCCACAAAAGUUCCAGCGAUAAAGCCACAUAUGUGAGCAUACAGAACUAACUGUUAGUGUCGCACAGUGGGACGAAGCCCCUUACCAUGCUUAAACGAAUUGUGUUUUGUAUUUAUUCAUUUUUUUUUAUACCCCAUAUAAUGUAGUCUUAAUUAUGAAAUAAAUAUCUGAAAUGUCUGUAAAUACAAUUUUUUUUUUAUAGUAAUCCAAGUUAUACUUCUUAAACGCCGUUUCGAAAUUUAUGUAAUCGAUAUUUAUUAUAUGAUAAUAUUUGUAACAGCAGGCAUGAUAAUAGCAAAACUACAUUUGUGUGAAUUUUCAUUACAUUAAAUUUAUGAAAAUGUAAAUUGCUUUCGUAAA